AUGCCAAUCAAGCUACCCAAGGGGUUUCAGCGACGGAAAUCUUCAGGCAAUGCCUUGGACGAGGUGCGCAACCCUCCCGGCGAGUCCUCCUCCUUCAGAGUUCUGGAGAGGCCAGCAAGCAAAGAAAAAUCUUUCGAUGGUGGAAGGCAUUUGAAGACAGCGGCUACUGGAGCACCGCCACCACCGCCAAAAGAUCACUUUGACCACGAGGAGGUGGAUUUAUUUGCACUGGGCCGCCCAGAUGCAAGCAACCGGGGAAGUGGUGGUACUGAACGUUCCCAUUCUACAGCCCCUAACGACAGUGCCGCAUCCUCUGCCCGCCUCAGCACGUCUUCGACAAAUCCCUCUUCCAUUGACACAAAGUCAGACAAAAACGUUCAAGGAGGUGCUGGAUCAAGGCCUUUCAACGAUAUUUCCGCACCACACUCCGUGUUGACUCGGCCUGGCUUCAUCCGCAGCCCUGCCCGAACAUUUUCCUUUGGGGUGGUAAAAGGGAGUCGAGCAUCGCCCGCCUCACCAACUAGUGCUUUGCCUCCAUUGAUUGACACCACCAGAAACAGGGCAGUCACGACAAGCACCACUAGUACAGCCACACCACCAAGACUCUUUGAUACCGACUUGUCACUGGAGAGUUCCGAAUUGGAUGAGUUUGGAAACAUGUUUGACCAUAUUGGGUCUAGUCGUGACGCGGUCCCCAGCCGGCCUAUACAUCAACAGGCCUCGAUAUCUUCUCCUCCUACACAUUAUCCUCCGACCUCUUAUCCAGAGGCAAGUCCCGUCCGUAUCAACCGGGCGGCUCCUCCUAAGCCUAUCUCUACCGACCGCUCCCAAAUCGUUGAAUCAUCUCCUUAUUCAUGGGCCUCCCAUGAUUCCAACGAUCGUCUGAUGCGGUCUCCGAGUCCGUCCAAGACGAUUACCCAGGGAAGUCCCAUGCAGGCUGGAGAAACUGCAUCCCAUCCCGGAAGGUACGGCUCCAUGUCGGAAUCUACAGUUAUUGCGAGAGUGCCAGUGGGUCAAACAACCCUUACACAAGAGGAGGAGCUACAACCCACGCCGUUAAUGCAGACCAAGUCUGCGGACAGCAAUACAGCCUUGAAAACUCCUGCUAGAGACGUCGACGGCGAAUUGUCUCCGAGUUCGACACAUAGCGCCACGUUUGAUCCAAUUAUAGCUGCCGAUGCCCAGCUUGCCAAUAUGUACCAGGAGGCCAAACCGGUGCCAGCCAAGUCGAUUGCCAUGAACAAGGUAAUGACGCCCGCACAGUGGGAACGUUAUAAAGAACAAAAAGAGAUGGACCGGCGGCUUGGUGCUCUAUCUGAUGACAGUGGUUCCGAAGCGGGCGAUAAUUCCGAAGACGAUGACGAGCUUGAACGGAGUCGCCAGGCAACAAAACAACGUCGAAAGCAAGAAGCUCACCUGGCCGUAUACCGGCAAAAGAUGAUGAAGGUAACAGGCGAAGCGCCACAAAAUCGGUCGGCGAGUAGUCUCAGCAUGCUGCGGCCCGCCGACAACAACUCAGCAACCGAUCUCAACAAUCGCUUAUCGCGGAUGACUUUGGAGUCUAAGCAGUCCGGCAGGAGCAGUGGGGAGGAUGAAGAAGAAGAUGAGGAUGUGCCGCUUGGAAUUCUCGCGGCACAUGGGUUUCCCAAUAAAAAUCGGCCACCAACACGUCUUGGGAAUUCCCCGUCGAACUCCAACUUGCGCAGCGUCAGUCAGACGCAAGGGGCUCCGUCGGUAAUUAGCCAGGCUCCCAAAGGAGGCAACUUACCUGUCUUUGCUCGACAGCUCCCCCCUGAUCCCUACUACGGAGCCAGCCUUGUCAAUCCCUCAAAUCGUGAGGCUCUGGCCCUUCAUCCUUCUGGCCCACCCCUAGGAGCUGGCCCUGCAACUGCCCACCCGAUACACCCUGCAGGCCUUGUCGGAGUUAUUGCCGGAGAAGAACGUGCUAGAGCUGCCCGAAGGGGCAGUCCCAACCCUGCCGGCAACUACGACAUGCCCCCAAUGGGACCUCCUCCUGGCAUGGUGAGGUCGCAGACCACGGGAACUCUGCCCCCCAUGGGCUAUCCGGCCAUGGGAAUGCCGGGGAUUCCCCCAAUGCUGAGUCCGGGGGAUCAAGCGCAGAUCCAAAUGUCCCAACAGAUGACACAAAUGAUGCAGAUGCAAAUGCAAUGGAUGCAGCAAAUGUCACACAUGAUGGUAGGACCGAUGACUGCACCGCAAAAUAUGCCUCCCCUUCCGGGUCUACAAAUGCCAGCGUUUGGAAGGCCUCAGUCAUUGGCGAUGCAAAAUCCCCCAACUCCCCAAGCGAACCAGAGGACCAUGAGUACUCUCAACCCCAGUAUGGCGCCCUGGAAUAGCAAGCCACCGAUGCUGCCAUCCAUCAAUGUCAAUGGAAACUAUGCGCCUUCAAUUGCGCCCUCGGAGCGUAGCAACAUCGGCCUAGCAUCAAGAUACAGGCCCGUCUCCACCGCUCCUGAGCCAGAUGUGAUGUCUACUCAUCGAGCAUCAACAUUUACGUCGUCGAGUGUGCGACCUUGGUCUACGAUGGACCAAACUCGCCGACCAUCCGGACAUGCCACUAAGCCAUCCGUUAAUACGCUCGGCCGAAGAUCCCCGCUGGCGCUCCAGGAUGACGAUGACGACGAGCAAGGGUGGGCCGAGAUGAAGAGGAAGAAAGAUAAGAAGCAAAAGACUUGGGCCCUCCGAAAGGGACAGAACACGCUUUCAGAACUGUACGCCAACGCCUCGUAA
Messenger RNA from Cladophialophora bantiana CBS 173.52, 2751 nucleotides. RefSeq lists its product as uncharacterized. The coding region runs from base 1 to 2751 and encodes 916 amino acids. NCBI's taxonomy places the organism in Eukaryota, Fungi, Ascomycota, Eurotiomycetes, Chaetothyriales, Herpotrichiellaceae. The record is from RefSeq and is a predicted model, not a curated record. The transcript is spliced from 3 exons.